Molecule: messenger RNA, 1341 nt
Organism: Suncus etruscus (white-toothed pygmy shrew)
Lineage: Eukaryota; Metazoa; Chordata; Mammalia; Eulipotyphla; Soricidae
Product: protein shisa-9-like
Exons: 3
Coding region: 17-544 (175 amino acids)
Biological process (GO): regulation of AMPA receptor activity; regulation of short-term neuronal synaptic plasticity
Cellular component (GO): dendritic spine membrane; postsynaptic membrane; postsynaptic density
Source: RefSeq, a predicted model, not a curated record
UCUCCAUCCAACCCAGAUGAAUAAUGCAGUUCCCACCUCCCCUCUUCUCCAGCAGAUGGGCCACCCCCACUCCUACCCCAACCUGGGCCAGAUCUCCAACCCAUAUGAACAGCAACCACCUGGCAAAGAGCUGAACAAGUAUGCCUCCUUGAAGGCAGUGGCUGAUAAGGUGAAUGAUGACUUCUACUCCAAGCGACGACAUCUGGCUGAGCUGGCCGCCAAGGGCAAUCUCCCUCUCCAACCUGUGCACCUGGAGAAUGAGCCUCGGAUCUUCAGCCCUGAGCAUGGCCCUGCCAAGCAGAAUGGACAGAAGUCCCGUACCAACAAGAUGCCCCCCCACCCGCUGGCCUACAACUCCUCCACUGCCAACUUUAAGGGCUGGGACCCCAGCGAGCAGUCUCUGCGGUGUCAGGCUUAUGGCAACAAGGGCAAGCUGGGUACAGCUGAGUCAGGCUCCAGUGACCCCUUGGGACCUCGCCCCCAGCACUACCCACCCCCACAGCCAUACUUCAUCACCAACAGCAAAACAGAGGUGACUGUCUGAGCUCUCCCAAUGGAGAGAAUCCUGGAGACCACACUCAACUGAGAGAGGCAAAAAAUUAAAAGAAAAACCCUGCCCACCCCUCCUCAUUCCCUAACUGUGAAUGUCUACCCACACACUUUCCACACAACAAACCUACUGGUGACAUGGAAUAAUCACUUUUUUUCUGGGUUCUGCCUAACCUGUGAUGAUGGCAGGCAACCAAGCAAGAUGGAAGUCUGGAAAUUCAGCAAGAUAGCAAAGGGGAAACUGAGGCAUGCUCUUUCCACCACAGACUCCCUAUGUGGGAUCAAGGUGGCCCACUUAUCUGUCCAUCCUGCAGGACUCACUUGAAAUGGAAAUGAGAGUCACAUGACAAGGUGUAGAAUUAAGAGAAAUUAUUCCAGCAUUGAGCAUAUGCUGUGUGGAGCAGAUAGAGCCGAGCUGGCAGGGAAAUGGAGAGUGAGAGUAGACCCCCAGAAGAGUACACUAGAAAAGAGAAGUCACUGGGGAGUCACAUGUAUGUGCAUUGUGAGCGUUCUGCUCAUUGAAGAGGAGGUAAGUCAGUCAGAUCCCAAAUUUUUACAAGCCUGUGAGACUGUCCCUGGACUUCGAGUGAUUUUCACAUCGCCAGUGUCGGAAGCAAAAAACAAAAAUACAAAAAAUUGACACACACUUAAACUCACAGAAGCAUAACUAGACCCUGAACCUCAUAACUGAGUUGGAAAGGAAAAACAUACUAGAAAAUCCUGAUAAAGACUUUGGCCAGGGAUAUUAUUGGUGGGAGAAAAGGGGGACAGGGUCCAGAGACUUUCACAUGA